Molecule: messenger RNA, 2019 nt
Organism: Aspergillus sclerotioniger CBS 115572
Lineage: Eukaryota; Fungi; Ascomycota; Eurotiomycetes; Eurotiales; Aspergillaceae
Product: terpenoid synthase
Exons: 3
Coding region: 1-2019 (672 amino acids)
Biological process (GO): isoprenoid biosynthetic process
Molecular function (GO): prenyltransferase activity
Source: RefSeq, a predicted model, not a curated record
AUGGAGUUUCAAACAACCUGGAUCCACUCGACUACUGUUGAUGAAAUCGAAGUCCGCAGGUUCGGCGCUUUUACGACCCUCCCGGUGAGGAUCAGUAAAUACAACGACAUCGCCAACAAUGCAACACAAAAGCUCGGUUGUAGCUGGGGUUCCAGCGUGGGUAUGCGCAGCAGCAACCUUGUAUCUCUUGCAGGCAAUUCUAGAGUCAACCUAGUCGCCUAUGCCCUCGCUGAGGCAUUGCCAGAUAGAAUGGCUACAGCAGUUAGACUGGUUCAACUGGGCCAGUUGUGUGAUGCCUACUGCGAUCAAUUCGGCCCCCAGAGCAGAGCGGAAAUCUACGAUAUGCUGUCCCGAUGCCUCGAUCCAUGCUCCAUUGCCUCCUCCUGCUCGUGUUCUGGUGCGUGCAGUAAGGAGCCGGGGGGCAAACAGGCUCAGCUGCGAACAUUGGCUUCAGAGGCGUUCGCUGAGAUCGUUCAGGUCGAUCGUGAGCAUGGCAUGCUAGUUUUCGACCUCUUCAGGAGGAACUUUGCAACGGAACCAAUGUCUUUUGGGUGCAGGAAGAGUUCUCCGUUCAGGACCUUGUGGCCCAUCCUCGAGUUUUCCAUCGCUCUUAGACUAAGCGAUACGGAUCGUAUCUUUCUUCAAGACAUCCGGAAUGUGGUGGAUGAAUGCUUGAUUCUGAAUGAUGAGUAUUGGAAUGCGAAUGGCGCGGGAAUGUGCCAAACAGACUUUGGCAGCCGGAUGAGAGGUCUCUCUAUUGAUACAGAAAGAGACUGUCUCAGAAGCAAGAUUGUCGCGCUGGAGACGCGCUAUCUCUCUCUCCGAGCGGAGCUCUACUGGAAAUAUCCUGCUGAGUCGAUGCGUCUGCGGCGCUGGAUCGAAGCUGCUGGGGUUGUGAUGGCAAGCUACAACUACUGGCGUGCUUCGUCGUCCUCUUCAACCAGUUCCUGUUCAUGGUCUACAACGGAGUGGACACGUCUUGAUAGGCGAGCAUCCAGCAGCUCCCUAUCGUCCAUGCAGACCUUCUCGGGCAGCUACGUUGAUAGGGAGGGAUCCGCGACCCUAACCGCUCCAACCACCUACAUGAGCUCUCUGCCGCCUUCGCCCUCAGUCCAGAUCCUCAACCAGGCUCCGUCUGCCCUGAACACCUGGACACGUGCAUCAGCUCCAACCGUCAAAUGUAUUUCGUCUCUUGUCACAUCCAUACACAACGCAACCACUAUCUUGUCGGAUAUCAACGCCGAUAACUCCCAGCGACACAACCAACGUGCAGCGCAUACAAUCUUUGGUACUUCCCAAGCUACCAAUAGUGCCUACUACACCUUUAUUCAAUCGAUGACGGAUGCACGCACCCUGAGCAACCCGGGCCUCGCGAUUGAUAUCCUUUUGGGCGGAUUCAACCGUCUGUAUACUGGACAGAGCCGGGAGUUGAACUGGAAGUUCAACUCGUAUGUUCCUUCCGAGGCCGAGUACCUUUCCGUUAUUGAUGAGACCACGGGAUCCCUGUAUAGCUUACUGGUAAAGCUCCUGCAAGUCGAGAGCUGCGUGCCUGGCCGCUGUCAGCCAGACCUUGUACCCCUGGCGACGCUUCUGGCACGUUAUGUUCGUGUUAAGGAGGACUAUCUCUCAUUCAGUACCCGGGAGAGCAAGAUAUCGGGAUCUUCGGGAUCUUCUGGAAAUGAUCAUGCAUUUUCCUAUCCCAUCAUUCGACUCGCCAAUGCGAGACCCGACUCUCGGGCCCAAGUCUCGAGGUUCCUGUUUGAGCGCAAGGAAGCGAAGAACAGUCACUGCCAGUGCCCCAAGGAACCAAAGAGUGACGCGUGCGGCUACGACGUGAGCUACAGUUGUCUGAUUAUUCUUCUCAAUGAUUGCGGAGCCUUGAGGGCAACACGGGAGUUCCUCCGCGAGACAGAGAACAGUAUUGAGAAGGAGGUGAUGAAUUUGGAGAAGUUGACUGGCGAGAUGAACCCGUCGAUUCGUUUCCUCAUUGCCGAAUUGAGGGAUGGUCUGGGAUGCUAG